Sodiomyces alkalinus F11 is the source of this 2216-nucleotide messenger RNA. Its product is annotated as acetylglutamate synthase. Gene Ontology annotation, molecular function: arginine binding; L-glutamate N-acetyltransferase activity, acting on acetyl-CoA as donor. The transcript is spliced from 3 exons. Bases 235 to 2211 code for a protein of 658 amino acids. NCBI's taxonomy places the organism in Eukaryota, Fungi, Ascomycota, Sordariomycetes, Glomerellales, Plectosphaerellaceae. Gene Ontology annotation, biological process: L-arginine biosynthetic process. Gene Ontology annotation, cellular component: mitochondrial matrix. The record is from RefSeq and is a predicted model, not a curated record.
CAAUUACAGACAAUUAUCUUAAUCAAUUUACCCUGUAAUUUUGACACUAUUUUUGACCCUUCCGGUUGCGCUGUAUCUGACAAACUCUGCAUAGGUGUACUUUUGAGUCCGUGGAUACGGAGUGGAGAGCCUCCAAAUUAGUCUACUGAGUCAAUUCGAGAUCCCCAGCAUCGCACGACAGUCCAUCACCCUUCGUCGAUAAGAGAGGCAGGAGCUUUCAAUAUAAAGGCACCAAUGAUUGUGGGCAGUCAUGCCUCAGCUCGACUACGGAGCGUUCACAGGCUCAGCAGUUCAUGCCAGCUUGUAUCGUGUAUCCGGGAUCACCUUAGUAUGAGAGCGCCAUGGAGUAGCAAGUCCAAUGAAAAGAGAAGGACCGAGGACAGACAAGAUAUUGUCGUGUCCGUUCUGCAGGCUUCAGCAACGAGACGUGAGGCUCAGGGGUAUCUCAAGAAAUAUGCCCCUCAAGCGCCGCAGAAAGAGACGCGCUCGGCUGGGAAGAACUCGUCCUCCCUGCCACCAUUCGGCCCAUAUCCGUUACGAUCCAUACUGACCACCCCCACCAACGACAUUAUCCAACAAAGAGCCCAACCCCAUCCCGUCCGUACUCUAGAAGAACCUCCCAAUGUGGCUUUGGUUAAACUACGUCAGCUUGACGCCUUGGAUGACGAGGCUCUAACUGGAAUUGCGAAGACCCUAUCAUAUCUACGCAAAUUGGGCCUCCUCAGUAUCAUUGUUCUUCAUCAAGAAUUGGCCGCAUCCAGGGAUACGUACAGGCAUCAAACCCACAGAAUUCAAAUAGCCAUCGACCGUUUCGGGCCACCGGGUGCGAGGGUGCUCGACCAGAUCUUCAUGGGCAAUCCGGCACGUUGCUCGAACUUCAUGCCUUCGAGUCUUGUAGUCCGGUUCCCACAUACGCUGAUUCGUGCACUCGACGACGAUGCUCUGGUCAUCAUUCCUCCUAUCGCCCUGACCCACGAUAUGAGUACAGCGGGUAUUGUGGAUCCGGAUAAUGUCAUCGUGGCUCUCGUCAAAUAUCUGUCGGGCUUGCAAUUUGAAGACGCCGAUGACGGUGUGUCCCACCCCAACGUUUCGAUGUCACUGCCGCCUAGAAUUGCAUCCGUUGAGCGAAUAAUCAUUCUUGACCCGCUUGGGGGCAUCCCUUUGGUACAUUCCGAGUCUUCUCACCGGUUUAUAAACUUGGAACAAGAAUUCAAGCACAUAAUGGAAGAGCUCCGACAUGAGGGUGCGGAGGAAGGGCGCGAGGCACACCUGAUUGACGAGUCACGUCGUGUACACAUCCGGAAUCUGCAGCUGUCCCAAAACGUGCUCGCAAUACUCCCGGAAACGUCCGCGACAAUUAUCACGACGCCAUCGACCGCUGCACUGAAAGCUAUUGAACGAGUCCCUGCUGUCGCGACCCGCAACCGACUAAACCCUCUAAUACACAACCUCCUCACGGACAAGCCGGUUCUUUCACCGUCCCUACCACUGGAGCGUGUGCGGACUGAUCAGGCAGGCAAGGUGCCCUACGAGAAAACGCAUCUUACCACCGUCGUUAAACGCGGAAUGCCACUCACAAUUUAUCCUGACCCUACCAACGGGCCAUGGGUGCCCCCACGACCAGGAGAGGCCCGAAUGAAACUUACAGAUACAUGUAUAGACUUGGGGCGACUGCAAUUUCUCAUUGAAAACUCAUUCGGUCGGAAACUCGAACUCCAACAUUACCUCGACAGAGUCAACAAUACUCUAGCCGGAGUCAUAAUCGCAGGAGAGUACGAAGGGGUUGCGAUCCUGACGUGGGAGAAGCCAUCUUGCCUCGAACCCGAGGCAGCGUACCAGAGUGGGCGACUGGUGCCAUACCUCGAUAAAUUUGCGGUUCUUCAGAAUCGCCAGGGCAGUGGAGGAGUGGCAGACGUUGUCUUCAACGCGAUGGUCAGGAGCUGUUUUCCCGACGGCGUAUGCUGGAGAAGCAGGAAGGACAAUCCGGUCAAUAAAUGGUACUUUGAAAGGUCAAUGGGCACGUAUAAGCUGGGCGGAACAAAUUGGCAAAUAUUCUGGACGACUCCUCAUGUGCUGCUGGACAGCCUCACGCUACGAGACUAUGAGGACGUUUGUCGACACGCUGAACCCUCCUGGGUAGAUAACGGAACCCUAACUAGUUCUAUAAGCCAGUGCCCAGACCGUACAGGAGUAAUAGAGAAGUGCUUUUAAUGCGC